AUGUACCGACUUUACAGUGGCCCGGAACCACAGAAUGCUGAAAACGCCGCACGAGCUGACAAUGAAAAUUCUUACCACAGGUACAUCCAGACAGCAGACCGUGACUUGAGAAAUGGAGACCUGGACGCAGCAGAGCAGAACCUGGCAGCCGCCCUGAAGCUGGUUCACGAUCGCUAUAAACCCGACAAGGCUAGAGAAGCCGACUGCAUGUGCAGGUUGGGUGACGUCUACGUCGAGCGAGGCAAGCGGACAGGAGAAGGUAGGACAUUCACACAGGCAGCAGCUCUGUAUAACGCCUCCAUGGCACGGACAGAUGGAGACAAACAAAACAUGGUAACAAGGCUGCAAGAAACAGAAAUAAAGUUUCUUAGGAACACGUGUAACAUAGACUGUGAACUGUGUUCGUACAGCAGCGCGUUAGAGCACAUAAAGGAACUGGAGAACAUGCGCGCCCGUGUAAAAUCUCAGCUAGACACAAUUCAUCAGGAACACAACCCUUAUCAGUAUGAUGAAGACGAUCCCGUUGUGAGAGAAGUAGAGAUCAAACGAGCUGAAGCAAUCAAGAACUUAUUUAAGAGGAUCACAGCUGACAGACAAGAGUUCAUCCAAGUACUGACAGAUGAGUGUAUUGCAAAACUCGGUCCUCUUCCGUGUAAGUACGCUUUCAUCGGGUUGGGCUCACAGGCCACAGAACUGGUCACGCCGUACUCCGACCUGGAGUUCGCCAUUUUGAUUGAGGAAGGGAAGGAUGAUGAUGAUACACGGAGGUAUUUCCUGAACCUUACACACUACUUACAUCUCAAAGUCAUCAACCUUGGGGAAACCAUCCUCCCAGCCAUGGCCAUCCCGUCACUCAACGACUUCCUCUCCGAAGACCCAGAGAAAGAUUGGUUCUUCGACUCCGUCACACCUCGCGGCUUCGCCUUCGACGGCUUCAUGCCAUGGGCUUCUAAGACUCCUUUUGGAAGAGACGAGACCAAAAACAAACCACCCAUCAGUCUAAUCCAAACUCCGGCUAAGUUAUCGAAAUAUCAACAUCUGCACAUUGCCCUGGCGGAAGGCUAUCACCUGUCAGACAUCCUCAGACGGGUGACCUACUUAACAGGAGACGAGUCUUUGGUGGAUGAGUAUACGGACAGAGUCAACAAAAGCGUAGAUCGUUCAGCUGAUCUGGCACGGCUGUCAGCACUGCUGAUACUGAUAGAUAAUAUUCAGCAACUUCAAAACGUCAAACCAACGGGACAACUUCUGGAUGUUAAGAAAGAAAUAUACCGCUUCCCAAGCGUAGCCGUCGACGUCUUGAGUAUGUGCUGCGGUAUCACGAUCCCCAGCGUGUGGGGAAUGAUAGAAGAGUUACAGAAAACACAACGGAUCAGUCAGGAAGAUGCCCACCAUUUGACUGUACUGAUCAGCAUCUCAGCGGAGCUGCGGUUAAGAACGUACAUCGCCAACGGAGGACAGAAGGACAGACUGUCUCCUCUCAUUGAGAUGAAAAUCCAACUGGAUAAACGUGACGUAGAUGACACGUUGGUUAAGUCAGUGUUCCACAUACCAGACUCAAAAAUGCUUUUCAGGUACUACUAUACAGCUAUGCCAUUAAAAACAUGCAUUGUGGAGACAGUUGGAAGAGAAAGUCAAAGGAAAAAAAUAUUUCAAAACGCAAUAUUUGACAACUCAUCUCUAACGAGGGGCCGAAUUUCACAACAGCUAUUCUAUUUAGAUGCAUCAUUACGUCAGUGUGAGGCGGCUCUGGAAGAGGCGGGCAGUGAAGAGGAGAAACAGUUUGAAAUACUUUCCAAAUUAGGAGUGGUCUUGCACAUGCGUGGUGAGUUUGAGCAAGCGAUGGGCUACUUUCUAAGGGCACUCACAGUUGCAAAGACUGAAAGCACAGUGCAUACCAACAUCGCCACGUUGCUUGCAAACAUUGGAUUAUUGCAGUGA
This is a messenger RNA of Branchiostoma floridae (Florida lancelet), 1941 nucleotides long. RefSeq lists its product as uncharacterized. The record is from RefSeq and is a predicted model, not a curated record. The transcript is spliced from 5 exons. Bases 1 to 1941 code for a protein of 646 amino acids. NCBI's taxonomy places the organism in Eukaryota, Metazoa, Chordata, Leptocardii, Amphioxiformes, Branchiostomatidae. Gene Ontology annotation, molecular function: protein binding; [protein-PII] uridylyltransferase activity.